AUGGAGGUGUCGAGCACGAUUGGCCCGACGCCGCAUCGGUCGCCGACUCCGGAACUUCACGCGACGUACACAAGUCUUGAGAUCUUGGUGGCCCUUGUGGCUGUUGUUGGAAAUGCGAUGGUGAUACACGUGUUUCGUAAAGACAGACGGUUACGUCGACGGACGAAUUAUUAUAUCGUGUCGUUGGCUAUUGCGGACUUUUUGGUUGGUUUACUUGGGAUUCCUUUUGCGAUCCUAGCUUCAGUUGGAAUGCCGAGAAAUCUCUACGCCUGUCUCUUCACAGUGUCAUUGCUGGUUAUGCUGUGCACGAUCAGUAUCUUCUGUUUAGUGGCAGUGUCUGUGGAUCGCUACUGGGCGAUACUUCAUCCAAUGGGUUAUUCGAGGAACGUUCGGACUAAAACGGCAAUCUGUAAGUAA
Messenger RNA from Pieris macdunnoughi, 417 nucleotides. The record is from the annotation of a GenBank genome assembly. NCBI's taxonomy places the organism in Eukaryota, Metazoa, Arthropoda, Insecta, Lepidoptera, Pieridae.